AUGGCCCCUCCCACAUUUGCUGAUUUGGGGAAAUCCGCGAAGGAUCUGUUCAACAAAGGAUACAAUCACGGCUUCGUCAAAGUCGAUACCACUACUAAAGCUGGUGAAAAUAAGGAAGUAGAGUUCAAAACAUCUGCUGCGCAUAAUCUGGGCUCUGGAAAACUUGGAGGAAACCUCGAUGUGAAGUAUAAGAUUCCCUCAUAUGGUUAG
Cooperia oncophora is the source of this 210-nucleotide messenger RNA. The record is from the annotation of a GenBank genome assembly. NCBI's taxonomy places the organism in Eukaryota, Metazoa, Nematoda, Chromadorea, Rhabditida, Trichostrongylidae.